AUGGAAGGAAUAGAAGAACAACGUGUGCGCGAAGGUAGAACAUCCGUCAAGGAUAACGAACGACCCGGUAGACUAUCGACCAGUAAAACAAAUGAAACUGUUGCUCGUGUUCGAGAAAUUAUUCGAAAUAAUCGUCGAUUAACUAUUAAAGAAGUAAUAGAAGACGUCGGUAUAUCUUAUGAUUCGUGCCAAGAAAUAUUAACAAAAGAAUUGGGAAUGAGCCGAAUCGCAGCCAAAUUUGUUCCUCGCCUCUUAACCAAUGAACAAAAACAAAAUCGAAAGACCAUUAAACCACUCAAAACAUGUUGUCCGAGACAGAACAUCAUCUCCAAAAGCUUGCUGCAAAAGUUCAAAAGUUUCACUCGAACUUUUUCCUAA
This is a messenger RNA of Sipha flava (yellow sugarcane aphid), 378 nucleotides long. RefSeq names its product protein GVQW3-like. NCBI's taxonomy places the organism in Eukaryota, Metazoa, Arthropoda, Insecta, Hemiptera, Aphididae. The record is from RefSeq and is a predicted model, not a curated record. The transcript has 2 exons. Bases 1 to 378 code for a protein of 125 amino acids.